AUGUUUGACCACAGGUGCCUUUCCUCUCUCUUUCUCUCCUAUCUUCCAUUUUCUCUCUGCCUUUUCUGCCUUUCUCUCUCUGCCUUUUCUGCCUUACUCGCAUUUCUCUCUGCUUUUUUCUUUCACUCUCUACCUUUUCUCUCUUUCGCCCUCUGCCUUUUCUUCUCUCUCUUUCGCCCUCUGCCUUUUCUUCUCUCUCUUUCGCCCUCUGCCUUUUAUUCUCUCUCUUUCGCCCUCUGCCUUUUAUUCUCUCUCUUUCGCCCUCUGCCUUUUGCUCUCUCUCUCUUUCGCCCUCUGCCUUUUGCUCUCUCUCUUUCUCUCGCCCCCUCGCCUUUUGCUCUCUCUCUCGUUCGCCCUCCGCCUUUUGCUCUCUCUCUCGUUCGCCCUCCGCCUUUUGCUCUCUCUCUCGUUCGCCCUCCGCCUUUUGCUCUCUCUCUCGUUCGCCCUCCGCCUUUUGCUCUCUCUCUCGUUAAGCCCCUCCGCCUUUUGCUCUCUCUCUCGUUAGCCCUCCGCCUUUGCUCUCUCUCUCGUUCGCCCUCCGCCUUUUGCUCUCUCUCUCGUUCGCCCUCCGCCUUUUGCUCUCUCUCGUUAGCCCUCCGCCUUUGCUCUCUCUCUCUCGUUCGCCCCUCCGCCUUUUGCUCUCUCUCUCCCCUCUCUCUCUCUCUCGUUAGCCCCUCCGCCUUUUCUCUCUCUCUCUCUCCGUUUUCUCUCUCUCUCGUUAGCCUCCUUUUCUCUCUCUUUUUCUCUCUCUCUCUCUCUCUCUUUUUAGCCCUCCGCCUUUUCUCUCUCUCUCUCUCUCUUAAGCCCUCCGCCUUUUCUCUCUCUCUCUCUCUCUCGUUAGCCCCUCCGCCUUUCUCUCUCUCUCUCUCUCUCGUUCGCCCUCCGCCUUUUCUCUCUCUCUCUCUCUCGUUCGCCCUCCGCCUUUUCUCUCUCUCUCUCUCUCCCCCUCCGCCUUUUCUCUCUCUCUCUCUCUUCGUUCGCCCUCCGCCUUUUCUCUCUCUCUCUCUCCCCCUCCGCCUUUUUUCUCUCUCUCUCUCUCAUUCGCCCUCCGCCUUUUUCUCUCUCUCUCUCUCUCUCGUUCGCCUCCCUUUUUUCUCUCUCUCUCUCUCUCUAGUUAGCCCUCCGCCUUUUCUCUCUCUCUCUCUCUCUCGUUCCUCCUUUUUUCUCUCUCUCUCUCUCUCUCUCGUUCGCCCUCCGCCUUUUUCUCUCUCUCUCUCUCUCUCGUUCGCCCUCCGCCUUUUCUCUCUCUCUCUCUCUCUCGUUAGCCCUCCGCCUUUUCUCUCUCUCUCUCUCGUGUUAGCCCCUCCGCCUUUUCUCUCUCUCUCUCUCGUUCGCCCUCCCGCCUUUUUCUCUCUCUCUCUCUCUCUCUCGCUCUCCGCCUGUUCUCUCCUUCUCCCUAUUCUCCCCGUUCUCUCUCCUCUCUACCCCUCUCCACUGUCCUCUCUCUCUCCCCACCCGUUCUCUCUCUCCCCACCCGUUCUCUCUCUCUCCUUCUCUCUCUCUCUCUCCCCAUUCUCGUUCUCUCUCUCUGUUCCUCUCUCCCCGUUCUCUCCUCCCACCGUUCUUUCUUUCUCUCUCUUUCUCUCCCCCCAUCCCUUUUUGUUCACUCUGAACUCAAGACUGACUUUAUUCAUAAUGGAAGUUAUUCCUCUUUUACCUUCUCUAAUAUAUUCAUUUCAUCCUGCAUUUUGUGUUUCAUUCAAAUAUCUAUUUCUGCUACAAUAUUUCGAUGAUUCUGUUAGAAUUUAUAACCUGUUUAUUUUUUUCUAUUUCACUCUUCCCCUUUCUCGCCAUCCUUUUUUAUCCCACACACUCUCCCUUUUCUCAGCCCUUUUUUUUUCAUUCUCUUUCUUUCUCUGUUUCUGUCUUUCUUUUUCUCAGCCUUUUUUUCUUUUUUCCUGUCUCUCUUUUUCUCAGCCCUUUUUUCUCUUUUCCUAUCUCCCUUUUUCUCAGCCCUUUUUUCUUUCUUCCCAUCUCUUUUUUUCUCAGCCCUUUUUUCUUCAUGUCUCCCUCUUUUCUCCCAAACCUUUUUCUUUCUCUCAGUCUCUUUUCCCUUUUUUGACCACUUCUUUUUUUCUUUUUCUAUACCCAAUUCCUCUUUUAUUUUCUCUACUUUUACAGCAUCUUUAUUUUCAUAUUGUCUUCUCUCUCCUCUUUUUUUUUACUCUUGUCUCUCUCUCCUUGUCUCUUUUUUUUACUCUUGUCUCUCUCUCUCCUUGUCUCUUCUCCUCUUUGUCUCUCUCUCCUCUUUUUUACUCUUGUCUCUCUCUCCUCUUUUUACUCUUGUCUCUCUCUCCUCUUUUUUACUCUUGUCUCUCUCUCCCUCUUUUUUACUCUUGUCUCUCUCUCCUCUUUUUUACUCUUGUCUGUCUCUCUCUCCUCUUUUUACUCUUGUCUCUCUCUCCUCUUUUUACUCUUGUCUCUCUCUCCUCUUGUCUCUCUCUCCUCUUUUUACUCUUGUCUCUCUCUCCUCUUUUUACUCUUGUCUCUCUCUCCUCUUUUUACUCUUGUCUCUCUCUCCUCUUUUUACUCUUGUCUCUCUCUCCUCUUUUUUACUCUUCUCUCCUCUUUUUUGUCUCUCUCUCCUCUUUUUUACUCUUGUCUCUCUCUCCUCUUUUUACUCUUGUCUCUCUCUCCUCUUUUACUUUUUCCUCUCUCUUGUCUCUCUCUCCUCUUUUUACUCUUGUCUCUCUCUCUCUUUUUUACUCUUGUCUCUCUCUUUUUUUACUCUUGUCUCUCUCUCCUCUUUUUACUCUUGUCUCUCUCUCCUUUUUACUCUUGUCUCUCUCUCCUUUUUUUUGUCUCUCUCUCUCUUUUUUACUCUUGUCUCUCUUUUUUUACUCUUGUCUCUCUCUCCUCUUUUUACUCUUGUCUCUCUCUCCUCUUUUUACUCUUGUCUCUCUCUCCUCUUUUUACUCUUGUCUCUCUCUCCUUACUUUUUGA
Acanthosepion pharaonis is the source of this 2943-nucleotide messenger RNA. The record is from the annotation of a GenBank genome assembly. Lineage: Eukaryota; Metazoa; Mollusca; Cephalopoda; Sepiida; Sepiidae.